AUGAAAUGCAAUUUACAAGUGCCCCCUCGUGCACAUCACUGCAAUAUUUGUCAAAGUUGUAUCUUAAAGCGCCACCAUCAUUGCUAUUUGGUGGGAAAAUGUAUCGGUUUUAAAAACCAAAGAUAUUUCAUCGUACUGGCGUUCUAUUCGGUGAUCGUGAGUUUUUGGGGUCUGUACCUUACUGUGGUAUAUUUGAGGGACAAGUGGUGGCAUACUGCAACUUGGUCAGAUGCCAUCUUGCCUAUGACUAUUUUAAGAUGUCUCUUCGGAAACAUUACAGCUCAUGUCACAAUUCUAGUGUUUCAUUGCUAUAUGUGGGCCAUGUUUGGUCCCAUAGCAAUGGUAUACUUCAUAAGCCAAAUACUCCUCAUUUUCAAAGGACUGACACUUUAUGAACUGGCUAAAAACGUGCCAGUGAGAAAUACAGCAUCAGUGUCCAAAAAUUUCCAGUCAGUUUUCGGAGAUUUUUGGGCAUUAAAUUUCAUCAUUCCUGCACAAAUUCUUUUCCGUCAAAAAGAAGAUGGAUGUUCAUGGAACAGUGUAAAAAUUAUUCAAAACCCCCCAAAAGAUGUUCAUCACCAUUGUCAAAUAUUAUAG
Messenger RNA from Lottia gigantea (owl limpet), 597 nucleotides. RefSeq lists its product as hypothetical. Gene Ontology annotation, molecular function: protein-cysteine S-palmitoyltransferase activity. The transcript has a single exon. The record is from RefSeq and is a predicted model, not a curated record. The coding region runs from base 1 to 597 and encodes 198 amino acids. Lineage: Eukaryota; Metazoa; Mollusca; Gastropoda; Lottiidae. Gene Ontology annotation, biological process: peptidyl-L-cysteine S-palmitoylation; protein targeting to membrane. Gene Ontology annotation, cellular component: endoplasmic reticulum; Golgi apparatus.